AUGACAACAUUUCGUAUAGCAACAAUUAAUGUACAUUCUUUUCGUAAACCUUUAACUGUUUCUUCUAAUACCUUAGAAUUAGUAUCAAUUCUUGAACCACUCAAUCUCGAUGUAAUUGCCGUGCAAGAAAUGCAAAAUAAUGAUAGAUGGAUGGAAUUUUAUCAACGUCUAUCUUUAUCGUUUACGGCAUAUGGGCCAUUGUAUGGAACAUUUUGUAAUGGUAUAGCAUCUCGAUAUCCAAUUCGUUGUUAUGAUGUAAAGAAAACAACGUUUUUGGGUGAAGGUGGCUACAGAUCGAUGCUUCGAUGUUGUUUAAAUGGCAUUGAUAAUGUAACAUUUGCUGUAACACAUUUAGAUUAUAUAAAUGAAGAUGAUCGAAUAAAACAAAUGAAAGAAUUUAAUCCAUAUCAGCAAAAUAUUGAUAUAAUUAUGGGUGAUAUGAAUGCUUUGACAAGAGAAGAUUAUUCUGAUGAUUAUUAUCGUGAUAUUAUUGUAGACAAACGAGAAAAAUCUUGUUGGGAGUCACCUCGAUUUGAUUUAACUCGAUUAAUAACACAUGAUUGGAAUUAUCAAGAUGCGUUUAAAAAGUUAAAUACAACAUUGAACAAUGAGCAAAUAAUAACCUGUCGAUAUGGAACACGUAUUGAUUAUAUCUAUACGCAUCCUCGUCUAAAUGAUCAUUGGCAUUUAACAAAAUGUUCAAUUAUUGACACCAAAGGUGCGACUGAUCACAACGCUGUUUUUGCUGAAUUUACACAAGUAUCGAAAUAA
Molecule: messenger RNA, 771 nt
Organism: Adineta steineri
Lineage: Eukaryota; Metazoa; Rotifera; Eurotatoria; Adinetida; Adinetidae
Source: the annotation of a GenBank genome assembly